UGCUACACAAAGAAGAAAGCUGCGUAACAGUCAGGAAGUGAACCUGUGUAAACACAUUUCCACACUGGGAGUUUUCUUACUUAAAACAUGUAUUACUCGAGUUUCCAUGGUUUUAUCAUCGUAGAACAUUGUUGUUGAACUCGGAGACUCUUCUUAGGGGUUCAGUGUUGUUGGCAAAGAAGAUGUGACGAGACGUAGAGGAGUUUUCACAGUUGUAGUUUAAUGUAUAUUACUGAAGAAUCCAGCUCUUCAUCUAUAGCUAGCCUUUCCAUUUCUGUAUCUUUGUAUGAGCAGCUACAGAUGUUUGUUCACCACAGUUGUACCAAGGACCAGUGAGAGGACAAACCCGGCUGAUCUUAAAACCAUGUUGUCAGUGUGGUUCUGGUUUGGAUCAGAUCGUCCUGGUUUCUGUGUGGGAACCUGCUCAUGGAUAAUCCUCAUGCUGCUGCUGUAUGCUGGUGGCAUCCAGGGGAGUCUCAGCCUGGGUCCAAAUGGAGACUUCCCAAGGCUCAGGGAUGUGUUCCUGUACGCCCUCAGUCAUGAUGAGCUGCCCUCUCUGCUGGUCAGUGUUGCUCUCCUGCUGCUGUGUGGACCCUGUCAGGAGCAUCGAUGGGGAACAGUCGCCUUCCUUGCCCUCUCCAUCCUGACCAUGACCAUAUUACCUCUUCUCUACACCCUGGUCCUCUUCAUCGGUGGCGGAGAGGCGAGUAGGAUCUGUGGUUACUCUGCCAUUCAGUUGGCUAUGCUCACAGCGCAGUGUUGUCAGGUGAAGCAGAGGAGGGUGCUGAGGUUUUUUCCAGUCUGGUUUCUUCCCUGGAUCAUUCUGCUGGCUGGGUUACUGCUGCUGCCGUCAACACCUGCCCUGCUCCACUUUUGCGCAAUAUGCAUCGGACAUAACUAUCGCCUGCCCUUCAUUGGGACAUUACAGGAGCUGGAGGAGGCCAGGGUCUUGGACCUCAUUCCUAAUUGGGCAUAUGUGUCCACAUCAGCGAGGUUCAGAUUACCCACCUACACUUCCUCACAGAGAUUCCUGUCUCAGAUAACACCUGUUGAUAAGGCUGCUGCUCCCCCCAUGAGGGACCAGUCCACCCUGAACCACCAAUCCUGGGGCCAGCCGGUUCCUGCCUGGAUGAUAGAGCAGGUUCCAGCAAUGUCUGAGGCAGAGGUUUUGGAGGAGCAGAUGCUAAGGGCAGGGAUACUGGCCUCAUUACAGGAUGCUCCUGAUGACCCUGAUGCAAAAGUGGAAGUUCCUAAAUCAUCAGUCUCCUCAUUGCGACUCCAGCAGCUGGAGAAGAUGGGCUUCCCCACAGAGAAAGCUGUUGUGGCAUUAGCAGCCUCAAAACAGCUAGAUGGCGCCAUCUCUUUGCUUAUUGAUGACAGUGUAGGGGAACAAGCUGUUGUGGUUUCAAAGGGGAAGAGCCCUCUGCCUCCACAGAGCACCUAGAUGACCUCACACUCCCGGACUGAGUCUGUGAUAGUAUUUGCACAUAUGCAGUAAACUUAACAUAAAUAAUGCUUGGGUUUUGCUGAGCUUCAACAUGGUUUUAUUUUCCCUGUGGGCCUCUUGUUGAAUUGUUUUAAUGAUCAGACUGUGAGUUUCAUUCAGUGUAAAUGCAAUGUGAUGAUCAGACAGAACUUCUGUAUCUACACAUAAAAUGCACAUUGGAGAGAGUGGAUGUAAUUUAUCAACAUUGUGAUGGUGUGUGAAAAAACAUUGUUGAAACACUAAUGAAGAUUUGACACAAUUAAAAAAAAAACAAUAAACAUUAUUUUAUUACACCGAUCAUCUGGACAGGAUUAUUUUAACACAAUAACACAUUUGCAUGAAAAAAAAUGUUCAAAAAUAUGAAAUGGUUACACAACAGCAUACAAAAUAAACUACAAAUGAUCAUUUUUUAAAUAGUUUCACAAUAAGUUUGAUAUAAGAUGAAAGAACAAUUAUCAAGUCUUUUCAUCAGGACAGUUUAAGCAGUUUACCAACACAACAGUGGUAAAAACAGGUUCAAGUUCCAGUAACAGUUUUGCUAUUUUCUUGUGUGUGUGUUAAUAGAUGGUGAAAUGGACAGUCAGAAUGCAACAUCAUGAUUGUUUCAAUUGAUAUGCAGCCAAAUUUAAAUGCAAAUAUUGUGCAUUUGCACAGAUUAAAUGUAAAUAUAUUACUGUUUGUUGAUCCACUUCAUCCGUGUGGACUUUAAGGGGGAAAAACACUCACACCAGAAAACCACAAAUCACUGUCAGCAACAUGUAUCUCAGUUAGAGUAGAGAUUACUUCAUUUUUUAGUGCACUACAUAACAUUGAGUUAAACAAUAUGAUAGAAGUAUAACAAAAAUUAAUACGAGAAGAAGAGGUUUGUUUAUGUAAUUGUGUCCUGCAAACUGCACAUGCUCAAUAUACUUAAAUAAUGGAAUCUCAUCAAGUUGCAGUUACAUACUUGAAAGCAAUACAAACUCAAAUCCAGUCUCUUUGCUCACAUCUGAUUCAUCCUUCAAAUUAUUACUCUAAAUGACCCUUAUUGUCCAGAACUGUGUGCACUCGAGGAGCACAUCAGAUCAUCCUUUUUCUUUUUCAAACAUAUUCUGAGGCUUCAGUUCUGUAGCCAAAGAAAAUGAGACACAGAGAGGGGGGCUGCUGGGUGUAUUGUGUAUAGAUAAAGAUAGAGUGUAGUUAUGGCAACAGGUGGGUGGGUGGGGGGUCAAACUAGUUCUCCAGUUCCCGAUAGAGGAGGAGUAUUGUGGAGUAUCAGUGAAGUUUCCCUGAGGUGU
This is a messenger RNA of Paralichthys olivaceus (Japanese flounder), 2763 nucleotides long. It is a transcript of the gene rhbdd3, whose product is annotated as rhomboid domain containing 3. NCBI's taxonomy places the organism in Eukaryota, Metazoa, Chordata, Actinopteri, Pleuronectiformes, Paralichthyidae. The record is from RefSeq and is a predicted model, not a curated record. Gene Ontology annotation, cellular component: membrane. Gene Ontology annotation, molecular function: serine-type endopeptidase activity; protein binding.